UUUAUUUUUGUGAGUCAUUUGUGUUCUCUUUUUACAUUUUUCUUGAGGUAAAAAUACACAAUCAGUCAAGAAAUUUUAAUAAUUCUGAAGUCCAAGUAAUAACCUACCAUGGAGGAAGACAUUAACAUCUUAAAUACUCAUCCUGAAAGUCAAGACCGUAGCAAUGUUCAACGUUUGAAGCUGAAACUUGCCACUAUAUGCCAAGCGCAGAGAUUUUGCGGAAUUUGCUUGGAGAGCUCGGACAAACUGUGGUCCAUCGAUACAGAGUUUGAUAUUGCUGUUAGUCAGUCAACACAUAAAAAACUACUGAAGGAUAUUAUUGACUACAUUCUCAAUGAUGAAAGUCAGCAAAUACUUGCAAGCUUUUACCUCUGCAGCAACUGUACGGAAAAAUCCAUCCAGUCAUACCUCUUCAUUUACAACGCUAAACAACUCUCCAAGAUAAUAUACGAGUGUAUGAACGAGUUGUACUCCAAAACUGUGGACGUCCAAAAUCAGUUGCAAUCGUUAGACGAUUGUGAUGCCAACGUUGUUAUUGUAUUGGAACAAGAACAUGAAAUGAGCAAGUAUACUGAAAUUGGGAAAAUGACUGAAAUUAUAGCUAAAGAAACUUCGAAAAAUGAUGCUUCAAUAUCAAGUAACACUAAACAAACUGAAAAUAACUUUACAACUGAAAUAGUGAGGCCAAUAGAAAUAGAAGAAAUUCACAUAAAUAAUGAUGAAGAUAUAAAUAAUCAAGAUAUAGAAAUUACAUUUAUAGAAGAGGAAAUUCAGUCAUCAGAAUUUGAGAUAGAUAAAGAGUACUCUCAAGUUAAAACUAUAGUAUCUCAGAAGAAAAAGACAAUACCCUCUAUAACAUACAAGUGUACCAGAUGCAGAGAAGUUCUACCAUCUUAUAAAAGUUACAAAGAUCAUAAGAAAAUGUGUAGGAAACGAUUAACAGGCCCUAAUAAGCUGCUAUUCAAUUGCAAGGUUUGCAAUGAAAAAUUUGUUACACAGAGGUCUUUAAACACUCAUUAUAAAUUGCAUUCGAAAGCAAAAUGUAAGGUCUGCCAAUUCAUAGUCCCCGAAGAGGAUAUGACAGAGCACAUGAGAAUCAACCACGAAGAGUACGCUCAUCUCUGCAAAUUAUGCAAUUUCUUCUCUUUUUCUGCCAAAGGAUUAGAAACGCACAUAGAAAAGAACCACAGCGGACCUCAAUGUGCUUUAUGUUUCAAGAAAGUCAAAGGAAAAGACUUAAAACUGCAUAAAUGCAAAUUCAACUGCUUAGAAUGUUUAGACAAUGUCUGUAUUCAUUAUAAAUACCUGGUCUCGUACAGAGAGCAGGUACUACAGAAGGCCACUAAAAUACAAUGCGUUGACUGUGAUUAUGUCUGCUAUAGGAGAGAAGCGUUGCUCGGUCACGUUAACAGAGAACAUUUAGACCAUCAUCCAUUCACUUGCGCUCAUUGUGAACAGCAAUUUUACUCGCGAACCACUUUGAGGUACCAUAUAAACCACUUCCACAAGGAGAGACACGUUUGCGAGUAUUGCGACCAGGAGUUCGGCUCUAAAGUCACUUUGGAAAACCACAGAAAGCUUUGUCAAUGCAUAGAAAAAGACUACAAAUGUGAUCAAUGUAAAAGUUCCUUUGAAACUUUAGAAGAAUUAGCCAAUCAUGUGAAGUUAAGACAUGCUUAUAAGGCCUUUGACUGUAAUUUGUGUGAAAAGAAGUUCUUGAAUAGCUCGAAAUUGCAAGAUCACAUGUUUAAAGUGCACAGCGGGAUUCAGAUUAAGAAAAAGAGAUCUCUCCUGGACUGCCCUAUCUGUGAAGAGAAAUGUGAUAAUAAAAGACAAUUGCUCCAGCACAUAGAAAUACACGGACCAGACGCAAGGUUCCCUUGUAAAGAAUGUGAUAUGGAGUUCGAUUGUAUCAGAAAACUACACCGUCAUAUCCGCAUACAUUACGACGAUGUGAUUCAGUGUGUCGACUGCAAGAAAGUGUUGACCAAAACGUUUUUUCCGCACCACUCUGUAUAUUGCAACGUUGGUCGUGAGGGUAAUGAAGUCUGUACAUGUGAGACUUGCGGUAAAACUUUUACUACUGAAGUCCAGUUUAAGUUCCAUAUGAAAGUACAUCUGGAGAAAGUGCCGUGUCCGAUAUGCAAGAAGCCAACGAAGCCGAUUUAUAUGAAAGGUCAUAUCAAACGAAUGCAUGGGAAGCCAAGGACACCUAAAGUGCCAAAGCCAAAGUAUGUGAAGAACGUGAAAUGUGACUGGUGUGGACACAUGGUGUCUCGGCUGGGUGAAUUGGAGACUCACGUCAAUAGAUUCCAUUUAAAAGUGAAGCCGUAUCAAUGUAAAUAUUGUCAGAAGACCUUUUUCGGUAAGGAGCGUUUGAGGGACCACCUCAUAACGCAUACAUCAUCGAGGGCAGUUUACUGUAACAUUUGCAAUCAGAGAUUUGAAAAUAAACAGUGUCUGAAGCUCCAUAUGAGGAAACAUACCGGUGUGAAGCCAUAUACUUGUGAGAUCUGCGGCGAAAGUUUUAGGACGUCUAGUAUAAUGAAUACCCAUAAAGUUAAAAAACAUUCGGAAAGGACAGUGGCGUGUCCGCUUUGCGAUGCGAUGUUCCACUUGACUAGAGAGAUGAGGUGUCAUUUCAAAAAGGCCCAUUGGAAGCAAAAGAACAGGAAAUUCGAUCCAAGAGAGGUGAAGGAAUUAAGUCCGGCAUUUUACCAUCUUUUUGGAGAUGGGAGAUUGCCCAAAGUAGAGGGCGAAGAGUUGUAUAUCUCUUCAAAGUUUAAUGAGAAGUUUGGUUGAAGUUGUUGACGGUUGUAAAAAUGAAAUAAGCAAGUUGAAUUAAAUUCAAUACCUAAUUUAUAUUAUUUGGUUUGGUUUAUAUGGUCUAAGCUUAGACCUUAAAUUAAUAUUCUCAUACUUUUAUAAUUGUUUUCUUAAAUGUUAAAAUAAUCUAUUUAUUUAUAAUAUAGACCAUUGUAUGGGGGUGGAGGGCUGGUAACCUGAGACACAUGAAUCUUCCUAGUUCAGGUAUCAA
This is a messenger RNA of Ostrinia furnacalis (Asian corn borer), 3037 nucleotides long. RefSeq names its product zinc finger protein 678. Bases 109 to 2802 code for a protein of 897 amino acids. NCBI's taxonomy places the organism in Eukaryota, Metazoa, Arthropoda, Insecta, Lepidoptera, Crambidae. The record is from RefSeq and is a predicted model, not a curated record. The transcript has 3 exons.